CCGGUAAGCUCUGUCGCUCGCGUGCUCAGCCCCGGUCGCCCCUUUCGCUUGGACCCCCUUCCCCGUUGGUGCAAGGACGGGGUGAGAUAAGGCGGAGCUGACCUGGAAACCUCUGCUUGGCCACUGUCCUUUCUAAGGAACUCGCCUUCCCGAGCCCGCCCGCACAGAACUGGCAGGGGACCCUUUUAGGAGCAGAGAACAUGGCGAUCUUCAGGCAGCUGUCCCUGGGUGCAAAGGCUGCCCUGGCUGCCAGCACUGUCUUCGUGUCCAUGAUUGUGUCCCGCUCCUAUCUGGCGGGGAGCCUCGAGCUCAGGGCCUGGCGUUGGCUGUUGCGCCUGCAGCUCGCCCUGUUUGCCAACUCGCUCAUGCUCAUUGGCUCCCUCUACAUCUGGCGUAGCACAGUCAGCAACCUCAGCCACUCCCCAGCCGCAGAGUCCACCUGUUUUCAGCUUUGGAAGAUGGCUGUUGUGGCAUUUCUGGCCCUGGCCCAUUCCAGUUUCUUCACCAUGCUCUUUUUAGUGGCCGAGGAACCCUAUCUCUUCUCCGUGGCAGCCUACUCCUGCCUCGGGGCAUACAUCAUCAUGCUCUUCUUCCUGUGUACCCUCAGUGGCAUGGAGCAGGCCUCCCAGCUCUUGGCCUGGCGCAGUGGUCGGGCCGUGGGCAGCCUUGACAAGACAAGGAAGCUGGCUGUCAGGCCAGCCCUGGCAGUGGUAGUGACCGCCGUGCUCAGCGUGCUGGGGCUGCUGAAUGCUGCCCAGCCCCCAGCUGUGAAAACUGUGGAGGUGCCCAUCCAGCAGCUGCCUCCCUCGAUGGACAGCCUCAAGAUCGUGCUCCUCUCAGACAUUCACUUGGGCCCCACAGUGGGCAGGACCAAGAUGGAGAUGUUCGUGAGGAUGGUGAACAUGCUGGACCCAGACGUCACAGUGAUCGUGGGUGACCUCUGUGACGCCGAAGCCUCCAUCCUCCGCACAGCUGUGGCUCCUUUGGGCCAGCUCCACUCACGCCUCGGCACCUACUUUGUCACGGGGAAUCAUGAAUACUACACGUCGGACGUCAGCAACUGGUUUGCGCUGCUGGCAUCCCUGAAUGUCAAGCCCCUUCACAAUGAGAACGUGAAGAUUUCCGCCCCGGGGCCCCAUCAUGGGGGCGGAGAGGAGGAGGGCUGGAUCUGCUUGGCUGGGGUGGAUGAUAUCGAAGCAGACAUCCUGCACUACUCCGGCCACGGCAUGGAUCUCGUCAAGGCCCUGGGGGGCUGCAGCCCAGACCACACCACCAUCUUGCUAGCUCACCAGCCGCUGGCUGCCAAGAGAGCCCUGCAGGAUCGGCCAGAUAUUAACCUGAUUCUUUCUGGGCACACGCAUGCUGGGCAAAUCUUCCCCUUGAACGUGGCAGCCUAUCUCUUGAACCCCUUCUUUGCUGGCCUCUACCAAGUGACCCAGACUACGUUUGUAUAUGUCAGCCCAGGCACAGCCUACUAUGGAAUACCCAUGAGGUUGGGUAGCAGGGCGGAGAUUACGGAGCUCAUCCUACAGCGGGCUCCCUGAACCUGGCCCUGCCUCGUA
This is a messenger RNA of Callorhinus ursinus (northern fur seal), 1562 nucleotides long. It is a transcript of the gene TMPPE, whose product is annotated as transmembrane protein with metallophosphoesterase domain. NCBI's taxonomy places the organism in Eukaryota, Metazoa, Chordata, Mammalia, Carnivora, Otariidae. The record is from RefSeq and is a predicted model, not a curated record. Gene Ontology annotation, molecular function: hydrolase activity.